AUGGAAAGACGGAAGGCCAGUCCAGAGCAAUUAAAUAUGCUCCUACAUUUUUUAGAAGAGGACAAGGAGCUUGCCCUUGGAAAGUUUACAGGUUUGGAUGGAAGAAUUCGACAAACAAAUGCGUGGAUUACCAUAACUGAAAAACUGAAUGCUAACUCAGGAUUUGGUUCGGGAGCUAUUAAAACUCCAAAUAAAUGGCAGCAGACAUGGAGAGAUUGGAAAUCCAAUGUCAAAAAGAAAGCAUUUAAAAUACGUCAAAACCGCUUUACACCUGGUUGUAAUAGUAGUACUCAAUUAACAGAAGCAGAAGAAAGAAUUUUACGGCUAAUUUGUUCCAACACAUCAGUUUUUGGUUUAGUCGGAGUUCCUGAAACAUCAGCAGCACCAAACAGUACCCAUAUUUCCUCUGAAAGCCACAUCCUGCCUGAUGAAUUAGGCAAUAAUGAUCCAAGUACAAGUGGAAUGAAAUGGUCUACAGAUCCUCCUCAUUAUAUGCAAAAUGAAAUGGGAAUAAGCUUAGAUGAAGGAGCAAGAGUAGAUACAGAAGCUGUUAUUGGCUCGAGUGGAGUGUCGUCAGAAACUACAGCAGUGAAGCCUGUUUGGAAGAAAAGCCGGCCAGUCAGGCUUGUACAUGAUCGUCUUCUGAAUCUUGAAGAAGAGAAAAUAAGAAUAGAGAAACAAAAACUUCUUGAGAAAAAAAGGUGCAAUAAUAUAAGGCUCAAGAUUGAAAAAGAUAGAUUGGACAUUGAAAGACAAAGAAAUCUGUUAUUAGAAAAAUUACUUGUUGCUAUCGAGGCUGUGGCACAACGAUAG
Molecule: messenger RNA, 813 nt
Organism: Diatraea saccharalis (sugarcane borer)
Lineage: Eukaryota; Metazoa; Arthropoda; Insecta; Lepidoptera; Crambidae
Source: the annotation of a GenBank genome assembly